GAAUGCCAACCUGCAAUUCCACUGUUGAAUAUUCAUUUUAUAAGAACGAUAAUGCGAAUGCGAUCCCCAUUUCCCUUCUUUAUCCUUCUAAUUCUGCUAUUCGUCUUAUCCCCAAAUGGCGAGUUGGGUCGAUUCGUGGAGGGAGGCAAGCGGCGGAUCCAUUACGGACGAACUUCACGACGUUGUUGACGACGAAGAAGACGAGGCGUGGAAGGAAUGGGGCAAUAAGAAAUCCUCUGCUCAAGGCUUUGAUUUCCCGCCCAGCGAUCUUGAUAAGAUGGAGCUGCCUCAGAUUCAGGCCGAGUUCAUGAAGCGACAUUACGGUCCUUUCUUCGGCUUCGUUAAGCUACAAUUGGGAAUCUGGCGCUCUCCGGAAAUGGUGGGUGAGAUUGCCAUGAAAUGGACGAACGUUCUGAGAUCAGGUUCACAGGGGUUGAUAUGAGCACAAUCAUGUUCAACAUGGACAAUGGCCGAGACAUGGAUGAGUUGAAGGAGUUCAUAUUGAGCCAACCAGAGGCGUAUGAGAUCAAGAUUGGGGACCGAGCUUUUCGAAGACCUGGAGAUCCACCCUUGGAAGAAGUUAUUGGGAGGCUUAGACGCGAUAAAGAGAAGGGAGAUGAUGCUGGCUCUGAAGAGGGUGAUGGACAUGUGAAAGAAGAAUUGUAGCUAACUUAGAACUUCUCCAGAUGCUAGCUCCAGAUCAUAGAUCGAUUGAAUGCAGUUAUUAAAAGAUAGAUUGCAGAAUUUUAACCCCGCAUACUCAACUUCUUAACUUCAUUUCCUUCCACGCCCUGUAGACAUAUUUGC
Molecule: messenger RNA, 807 nt
Organism: Rubroshorea leprosula
Lineage: Eukaryota; Viridiplantae; Streptophyta; Magnoliopsida; Malvales; Dipterocarpaceae
Source: the annotation of a GenBank genome assembly